CUGCCCAUAAGGAGUUAACAAUGUGUUGUUCCCGUCGGGUAGGACCUGGUCUUUGACUGGUCACCUUGCCCCAAGAGUCACCGAGCAGGAAUGUUAAUCAUCGAGGCAGGGGAUUCGUGAAGGCCAAGGCUGGGCUCCAACACUGUCAACCAGUCCCAGAUGAUCUCAUCCAAGCACAUUAUCCCUUUUAGUUUAAGAUGAUGGCUGGGAGGAGUCAGAACCGAAGUUUUCAUGGCGCAGCAGUCCAGCCUGUGGUGAACAGCCACAUGUAUCCGUUCGGGAAUAACACGGACCCAGAUAUCUCGGAAGAAGAUGGCGAGGUGUACGAGCUGCGACCGAGGGGAAGAGAGAAAAACCGGAGGAGUUCAUCAAGAGAUAGAUGUGAUGAUAUUGUAUUAUUAACAAAGGAUAUUCAGGAGGGAGACACUUUAAUUGCAAUAGCCCUUCAAUAUUGCUGCUCAGUAGCAGAUAUCAAAAGGGUGAACAAUCUUAUAAGCGAUCAAGACUUUUUUGCUUUGCGAUCCGUCAAAAUCCCAGUGAAGAAGUUCAGCGUGUUGACUGAAACGCACUACUCUCCCAAAGGACGACCGCCUUUACACCCUGCCGCUGCUGCAGACGCCCCAGGGCCCCAGGACGCCGCGCCAGCUUCCGAUCCUUCCUCUCCUAACGAGACUGCCGGUGGCUUUCUCAAAGAAGUCGACCGGGACAUCGAACAGAUAGUCAGGUGUACAGACACCAAGAAGGAGAAUCUCAACGAAGUGGUGUCCGCCUUGGCGACCCAACAGGUGUGUUUUGAACCCGAAGGCAAAAGCGUCCGGCGAAAAGACCCCUAUUAUGGUGCAGACUGGGGGAUAGGUUGGUGGACGGCUGUGGUGAUUAUGUUGAUAGUGGGCAUCAUCACGCCGGUGUUCUACUUGCUCUACUAUGAAGUCUUAGUGAAAGUGGAUGUCAGUCACCAUUCGACGGUUGAAUCUUCACAGUCGCAUUCGGGAGUCACCCCCCCGUCGCCACAGAGAGAAGUGGGAAACGGACCCGCACUGACCCGAGGGCCGCACGGUGGCCUGCCGGACCAUAAGCCCCCUGCUCAAAAUUCUCAAGCCCCUGCUGCACGCCAGCAUCUGACAUAGCAUUUGGUUGCAAACUAUUUGACCACAAGUGCAUCUGGAAUGCAGCAAAUUGGCCUGGCACGUGCAACCAUUUUAUCACUCUAAGGACAGUAUUUCCAUUUGUUAGGGGUGCCGAAGUUGAUUUUUAGCCUUUUUGUUUGUUUGUUUGAGCCAUUUACCCAUGGAUCAUAUGUGAGACUGGCUAGGUUUUCUGUUAAUUCUAUUUCGUGGACAGAUUGCCUAGCCAGAGUUUUGGCUACAGCACUGUUUUGCCCCCAAAAGGAUUUAAAUAGACAUAGAAAGUUCUAAAUUUGCAUCCUUAUUCUUAUUUAAUGAUAGCUGGCUUCUGUGAAUUUUUAUUUUCCUAAGUAGUUUUUUUAAAAAUUUUAUUUAGGGCAUUGAUGUUCAGGUUAUUAAAUGGUAGUAUUAGAUAUACACACCGAGAACAGCUCACUGAUUACUGUGGAAAAUACUGAAAUUCAUUAUCUGAAAUUUAUUAUUUGUGAUGAUUGAUUAAAAUUGAGCAAAUUUAGUUCUAGUCUAGAAGCAUUUGGUGAUACUACACUCUGACUAGGAUGUUUGACAUUUGAAAAUAUCCAAUUUUUUUUUUAUCACCGUCGGCACAUGUAACCUAACGGAUUGGGCAGAAAACCGAAAUGUUUGGUAAGAGACCAGUGAACGUCCUAUUUCGUGCAAAAGGAGUUUUUACUAAAAAAAAGUUGCUGUGAUUUAGAGGUUCCUACCCUGGGUUGAGUUGGGAGGUGUGAAAUCUCUGCAGCCCAGACAAGAAGUCUCAACUUUUAUGCUUCAGUGUCUCCAUCUGUAAGGCAAUUCUUCUUGCCUCGGAUCUGUAAGCCCUGUGAGGUUUUGAACAGACAGGUGCUUCGUCUAUAUAAAGUGUGAUUGCAGAGGAAAUAUUUUGCACUAGGCCAUGAUAAAUCGUUGCUGCACCACAUGUUAGUAGUGACUUGUUGAUUUUAUUUUAAUUUUUUGAAUUGGAAAUAUCCCUUCAGAGGGUCCCAAGUGUUAAAAACUGACCCCAGAUUUCAGUUGUUCAGCAUGAAUCCAUUGGUCUCGGCCAGAGUUGGUUUUAUUGCCCUCCUAUCUGUGUAGGUUCGUGUGUUGCCCAAAAUUGUCAACUAAGCAGAAUCAGGUUAAACAGGGUGAUUUGUGCUUGUAUCAGCAGGCCAAAAGGGUGCAGAGAUCCGAAGGGUGGGGAUCUCGUUGGUCUUUAUUGAUCCCUUAUCCUCUUGAUCUCUUGAUCAUUUUUUUUUUUAAACCAAGGGACUCUUACCCCCCUUGGGUGAGUAAGCUUGAGGAGUGAGUAGUCGUAGGAAGUAAUCUGCUUUAGUAGGAGCGUGUCAGGGGGAGUUGGCGAGCAGAGAGCUGUGGAAGACCUUCUUGGGUCGAUAUGCUUCCUGUGAUCAGGUCUGGGGAGCUUGGCUUGCCUACAAUGUUUUUAGACCAGCUGCAAUCUGCCUCUUGGUCGUAGGUGGAUGAAACGAAACGCCUUGAUCUCUCCUCUCGGUGAGAACCCGAAACAGAAGGGGUGCUGCAAUAGGAGGCAGGUGGUGUGGAGUUUGGGGUUUGUUUUUUUAACUUAUCAUUACAGUUGGUGUAUUUUAACAUGAGGUGUAAACCAUCGACUCAGCCUGCACUUGUUGCCCACACAGUGAUAAAGCUAGUGUAGGAUUUCAGCUCCACUCAAUUUGUAAUGUGACAGGUGAGUAAACUUGGUAAAUAGAGAUUAUAUGAUGUAUUUUUAGGAACAAAACAAGCCCUUUCUAAGACAGAAGGGAGGGGAGGAAACUCCUAUCCCCUGAUGAUCUUUGCAGCUUACCAGAAAGUGUUAAUAGUUAAUGUUUUGACUGAUAAAAAUCUGAGAAACGAGCAACUGUCCAUUUUUAGCCUAGCCGAAUGCCUGUGUAAUUAUAAAAGGGCACUUUCUUAGUUUCUGAAUCCUGACUGAUGUUUGUGCUAAAGAGAUCUUGAAGAGAAACCAAUCUAUUAUUGAACCUACUUCUAAUGCCUAGAUUUCCUCUGUAGCUCUGCUUUUUAGAUCUGUAAGGGAUCUUUGGCAGAAACACUAAGGGGACUGUUGAACGUAUUGCUGCUGCAAACGCCCCAGGCGGAAUCUGAAAGACUUCAUUCACUUCAGUCCCCAAAUGGCCGCCCGGACAGACCCCAGGUAGCAAUUUUAGGCACUGGGAGAAUCGAGCACAGUAUUAAACUAGUCCUAAGUUACAUUGUACCGAGUAUUAACCAGCUGCAGAAGUUAGAGUUGUAAACUAGGAGGGGGAAAUCAUUUGAUGAAGAAGGCUUUUAUCCGGUUCAUCCUAAAUUUGGUUGUUGGCAUGGACAUUUGUGGGAUUCUACAAAAAGCGAUCAUUGCUUUUUGCCAGUGGUAGUGGAACCAGGAAAUUAGAAUCUGUGCAAUCUCUGAUAGGAAAGCUUUUUGACUUCCUCUUCAUAUGGCUGUUUGAAACAUACUCUGCUUACAAGGAAAGUCAAUUUAGUCCUUUUUUGCAAAAUUUGUUAGUUUCUGAGGAAGGUAAAUUGAGCACAAAAUAAAUACUUUUCAAAGUGCUAGACAUUUUUCAUGUAAAUAUUAUAUAUCAGAGGGACCAAGCAUUCUAAUCGGGAAAUGAAGCUUCUUUAACAUAAUAGUUUAGCGUAUUGAUGAAUUGAUAAUUAAUAACGGGUCCAAAAUACUAAGAGAAUUGGAGGUGAUGAGGGGACUUCUAUAUCUUUCUAAUAUAAGCAUACAGCCUGAACAUUUUAGGUUCGACAAAUGCUGGUUUGGAGACUGUUUUCUUAGAUCAAUUGUAAAUUUAACACAGCAAUGAAAAUAUUUUUGGUUAAGAGCAAAGGAAAAAAAUUUAUUUUCUUACAGUAAGAUUAUUUUCAUUGAAUUUUAGUCAGUGACCUCAAAGAUGAUAUGUGUGUGUUGGUGAUCAACAUUCUGAUCCAAAUAAUCAGAAGUGUAAUUAUGAGGAUUUUUUUUUUUCCAUGUGAAAAGCAGUGCUACCUUUUGAGUCUUCAUUUGUCACAGUGCAAUAGCGUGAAACAAAGUUCCCUUGGGGACCAUUCUGUUCUUUCUGGUGUCUUUUUUUUUUUAAGUAUUGCCUGACAGCGUCAGCACUUGCAUGGACUGAACCACUAUUUCGAUGUUUGCUAAAUUAUUUUCACAGGUGGAUCUUCGUCGAAUGAACUGAAUUGGGGGGAAAAAACAUUGAAGCAAGGGUAGAUUGAAAAUAUUUUGCAGGAUUCAACUGCACAUAGAAAAGCAAAUGUAUAAAUGGUGCACUAUGGUGGGAAUCGUGCUUAAUGUUUGGAAUUUCAACAUAAUGUUGCUCAGGAAUCAGUAUUUCUCUUCCAAGUAUGUGCAUAUUGCACCUUUAGAUGAUAAGUAGAAAUAAUUGAAUGCUUUAUUUAAACGUAUAUUUUUAUGCACACUAAUGCUGUAAAUGUUAUUGUAUAAUGUAUUUUCUAUAAAUUCAAAAUGUAUCUAUUACAGAAAAGUUUGUCAGCGUGUACAUCUUUAAAAAGAGGAGCUUUAAAGUUUUUGCUGCUUCAACUUUUCACAUUUUAAGAGGUCUGAAUGCAAAACAUAAUAAAGUUUCUAUUUUAUUAUGUUGUCCAAAAAA
This is a messenger RNA of Ornithorhynchus anatinus (platypus), 4753 nucleotides long. It is a transcript of the gene LYSMD3, whose product is annotated as LysM domain containing 3. The record is from RefSeq and is a predicted model, not a curated record. The coding region runs from base 198 to 1127 and encodes 309 amino acids. Lineage: Eukaryota; Metazoa; Chordata; Mammalia; Monotremata; Ornithorhynchidae. Gene Ontology annotation, biological process: Golgi organization. The transcript is spliced from 3 exons. Gene Ontology annotation, cellular component: Golgi apparatus.